Molecule: messenger RNA, 1124 nt
Organism: Paramuricea clavata
Lineage: Eukaryota; Metazoa; Cnidaria; Anthozoa; Malacalcyonacea; Plexauridae
Source: the annotation of a GenBank genome assembly
UCGUUAUUGGCGUUAUAGACGUUAUUGGAGUUAUUGGCGUUAUAGUCGUUAUAGACGUUAUUGGCGUUAUAGUCGUUAUUGGCGUUAUAGUCAUUAUAGGCGUUAUAGACGUUAUUGGCGUUAUAGACGUUAUUGGCUUUAUUGGCGUUAUAGACGUUAUUGGCGUUAUAGACGUUAUUGGAGUUAUAGUCGUUAUUGGCGUUAUAGUCGUUAUUGGCUUUAUCGGCGUUAUAGACGUUAUUGGCGUUAUAGUCGUUAUUGGCUUUAUUGGCGUUAUAGACGUUAUUGGAGUUAUUGGCGUUAUAGACGUUAUUGGCGUUAUAGACAUUGGCGUUAUAAACGUUAUAAACGUUAUUGGCGUUAUAGACGUUAUUGCCGUUAUAGACGUUAUAGACGUUAUAGGCGUUAUAGACGUUAUAGACGUUAUUGGCGUUAUAGUCGUUAUUGGCGUUAUAGUCGUUAUUGGCGUUAUAAACGUUAUUGCCGUUAUAGACGUUAUUGGCUUUAUUGGCGUUAUAGACGUUAUUGCCGUUAUAGUCGUUAUUGGCGUUAUAGACGUUAUUGGAGUUAUUGACGUUAUAGACGUUAUUGGCGCUAUUGGAGUUAUUGGCGUUAUAGGCAUUAUAGACGUUAUAGUCGUUAUUGUCGUUAUUGGCGUUAUAGUCGUUAUUGGCAUUAUAGUCGUUACUGGCGUUAUAGUCGUUACUGGCGUUAUAGUCGUUACUGGCGUUAUAGUCGUUAUUGGCGUUAUAGUCGUUAUUGGCGCUAUAGUCGUUAUUGGCGUUAUAGUCGUUAUUGGUGUUAUAGACGUUAUUGGCGUUAUAGACGUUAUAGACAUUAUUGGCGUUAUAGACGUUAUUGGUGUUAUAGACGUUAUUGGCGUUAUAGACGUUAUUGGCGUUUUUGACAUUAUUGGCGUUAUAGUCGUUAUUGGCGUUAUUGGAGUUAUAGUCGUUAUUGGAGUUAUAGUCGUUAUUGGCGUUAUAGACGUUAUUGGCGUUAUAGACGUUAUUGGCGUUAUAGACGUUAUUGGUGUUAUAGACGUUAUUGGUGUUAUAGACGUUAUUGGCGUUAUAGACGGUUAUUGUCGUUAUAGACGUUAUAUACGUUAUAGUCGUUAUUAG